Molecule: messenger RNA, 2235 nt
Organism: Lodderomyces orthopsilosis Co 90-125
Lineage: Eukaryota; Fungi; Ascomycota; Pichiomycetes; Serinales; Debaryomycetaceae
Exons: 1
Coding region: 1-2235 (744 amino acids)
Source: RefSeq, a predicted model, not a curated record
AUGGAUAAUAGCAAAGAUACAAAGGAAAAUCAUGACAUAACAGUAAUAAUGCAGGACUCAGUUGACAAAAGUACUGCAACAUCUUCACCCAAGAACAUUCCUUUGUCAAAUAAUCAAUCCGUAUUAAAUUCAAUUGAGAAGCGUGGUAAAGGGCUGCCAUUCAAAUCUAGAUUUGGUAGAUCGCCUCAUCGAUUGCAACAAUUACAGAAGGAAAAUCAUUCGGUUGACUCUUUGGAAAUAAAUACGGAAACCCUACAACAAUCACAAACAAGUAGGGAAGAAUAUGAUGAACUAGAGCGACGAUUUGCUGACGCAUUACUCAAAUAUGAACAGAUUAAAGUUGAUAAUCAAAGAUUGAGAGAGGAACUACAACUGAACCAAGAUGAACUUGAUUCGUUAAAGUCUCAUUUACAAUUAGUUGAGCAGAGUAUUGCUGACAUAGAAUCAGAAAAACAAGGAAUACAAGAGGCAUCGAUGAAGAACGAAUCAAUGUACAAGAAGGUAAUAGAAGCAUUGCAAAACAAGGUGGAAGACUUGAGUCUACAACUUUCAACAACGAUUAGCCCCUCGGUUGCAGAACCUCGCGAUCGCGACAAUAAUUUGGUACCCAAAUAUGAAAGGCUUUUACGUGACUAUAAAGUUCUUCAACAUCAAUUUGAAGUCGAGAAAAGCUCAAAACUUGUUUUAAUGGAUCAGAUUGAGUUUUUAGCACAUAAAAAUGAAGAGCUUGUCAAUCAGUUGGAAAGUCCCAUCACCGAUGAUUUGGAAAGUGAAGGUAAAGGCAUUGAUGAGUAUAUAAACCACGCAACGCAUACCAUGGAGGAUGGGGAUGGGGAACGUGGUGCAGAGGUCAGUGAAAAGUAUCUUACUAAUUUGAACUUGGAAGAUCAAUCGUUCCCUGGUGGAGAAUUCUCAUCAGACUCUAUUAAGGUGACGUCGCAUUUUCAGUUCCCACCUUCGCCCGACCCGCAGUCGAAAGAACAAAAGAGGCAAUCAUUACCAGCAAAUUUGAAAACACAGUCAAUCCCUGAAUCAACCGAGUUUGUCUUAUCACCGUUCAAAUUAACACCGGGACCGUCAUCCAAUUUGGAUGACAGGGAUGGAGUAUUUGAUAAUCGCGAUAGCUCGAUCGUGAAGCGCUACUCAACAACAAAACCAACACACACGAGGUACAAUAGUCAUGAUAUACUACCGAUAAAAGUUGAAUUUGAAUCGGAAUCGGAAUCGGUGAGAUUUGCGUCUAUGCCUGAAAAGGUACACAGGCAGGAUCUGGGAUUUGAUGUGAUUGAGGAGUCGUUUGAUGAAGAUUACGCUAGACUCAAUCAUAGAGAUGGAACUUUUUUCGCACUUAAUGGUAUGGAUUCAGAAGAUACCGGCUUUGAUUCAAGUAAGCGAUUGUCGUACGAUGAGUUUGACCUGUCGUCAAAACGUUCUAGUUAUCUCAAUGCCGAUAACAAAACUCGACAAGAGAUUACAAAGCUCAAAUUUGAACUUCAGUCAUUGAAACUACAUAAUGAAAAGCUAUUAUCAUAUAUUGGAUUUGAGUUGCAGAAACAGAAGAAGAAUAUCAAGAAGUUGGCCAAAAAACAGUCAGCUAAUUCUAUGAGAGCAUUAAACAAACAAAUGGAGUACUCGGAUGCAAAGCUUAUCGAAGAGUCCAAGAAUAUGCUAAUCAAUAAAAAGAGGGUCUUGAGGUCGGUGUCGAUAAAUGCCGUGUUUAAUAAAAAUGAAAAUUUUGCCACCAAUCCAGUUGGAAUUAGUUCUAUUGGUGCAACCAAUGGUGGAUUCAACACGGCUCCAGAACAGUAUGCAUACGAUAAUGAAUCCAACGAAGAACAAUCCCUGGAAUCCAAUUUUGUUAAUGAUAAAAUUGUGAAAAAGUUUGCUUCACAAAUCUUUCGCCCCAACAAUUUAUACUCUGUAAGUGAAGAUGAGGCAGAUUCUGAUUUCGAAAACGAUACUUGGGAACUAGUUGCUGAAAAUGAGGAUGAAAAUAAUCAUGAAUAUUAUGCCACGUCAUCUUCUUCUUCAGAAGAAGAAUUGAAUAUGCUUCAUAAAAUAAGGUCAUAUGUAAUGGGAACGCCAAAGGAUACCAAAUCCAAGUCGAAAAAGAAACGAAAGGAUGACUUGGUGGAUGAUAAUUUGAAAUUCAAGUUUUUAACCAUUGCCUUGGGUAUUGCCAUAAUAGGUUUAAAACUAACGCCUAAAUCGCAACAAAUGGCAAUAGGACAGUAG